AUGAUUGAUUCCUCGAGGAGGGAACAAGAAUGUUCGCGCUUGUUGCCUAAAGGGAGUCAACCGUCCACGCUAGCGGCAAACCACGAAAUGGCAAAGGACCUUCCGUUCUCAGACCGCGGCGAUUUUGAGGAUGCUAUCCGAGGAUAUGUUGGCUCAAUACACGAUGAGCAAAUACUAGGUUCUGAUGGCAGUAUAGUAUGGAGCAUGAAGCCGUAUGAUUUUUUGAAAACAGAUAAUUCCUCAGCUACUGUUAAUCCCAGUCUGUGGAGGCAAGCGCAACUCAAUGCAAUUCAUGGACUUUUUGAAAUCACCAAUGGUGUUUAUCAGAUAAGGGGGCUAGACAUUGCAAAUAUGACUAUAAUUGAAGGCGAUACCUCCUUAAUAAUCAUAGAUACUCUUUUCACUACGGAGACAGCCCGGGAAUCAUUGAAACUUUACUAUGAGCAUCGCCCUCAAAAGCCUGUGGGUACCGUAAUAUAUACGCAUAGUCAUUCCGACCAUUACGGGGGAGUUAAAGGUGUGGUUAACGAAGCAGAUGUAAAAGCCGGAAAGGUACAAAUAAUUGCGCCAGUAGGUUUCAUGGAAAGCGUUGUAGCGGAAAACUUCCUAGCAGGGAACGCGAUGCAUCGACGUGCACAGUAUCAAUUCGGUAUGUUACUUCCUAAGGGAACACGAGGGCUUGUUGAUUGUGGGAUAGGAAAAGCAGCAUCCCAUGGCACUGUUACACUGAUUGCGCCAACAAGUACUGUUGCAGAUCCGUUCGAAGAACGAACAAUUGACGGUGUUGAGUUUGUAUUCCAGCUUGUUCCAGGAUCGGAAGCUCCUUCAGAAAUGCUUAUUUACUUGCCACAACAGCGCAUACUCAAUAUGGCUGAAGAUGUCACGCACCAUAUGCAUAAUUUGUACGCUAUUCGAGGUGUCGAGGUACGUGACGGUAAUCAGUGGGCCAAAUACAUUGAUGCGGCUCGCGUAGCUUUUGGUGGCCAAACAGAUAUUUUAAUUGCCCAACAUCACUGGCCCACCACAGGGCGGGAGCGCGUCAACGCAGUACUGAAGAAGCAGCGUGAUAUGUAUAAAUUUAUUCAUGACCAAACCCUUAGAUUACUUAAUCAAGGUUACACUAGUAGAGACAUUUCCGAGAUUCUUCGUAUGCCGUCCAACCUUGAGCAUGAAUGGUCAACACGAGGCUACUACGGUACCCUAAGUCAUAAUGUAAAGGGUGUGUAUCAGAAAUAUAUGGGAUGGUAUGAUGCCAACCCAGCCAAUCUUAACCCAUUGCCACCUGUGGCCAGUGCGAAGAAGGUAAUAGAGUAUAUGGGGGGCGCUGAGGCUGUGUUAGCGCGGGCUUACAAGGACUUCCAAAAAGGCGAGUUUCGUUGGGUUGCAAGCGUUGUGAAUAAACUAGUUUUUGCUGAGCCAGCCAACCGUCAGGCCCGGGAGCUUUGUGCUGAUGCAUUGGAACAAUUAGGGUAUCAGUCAGAAGCAAGCACAUGGCGUAGCGCAUACCUGGUAGGCGCUAUGGAAUUGCGUGAGGGUGUGCCAAAAAGACCAAGUACCGGUAAACGCAAUAACCUUGGCGCACUAAAUAAUGCAAUGCUAUUUGACUUCCUUGCCGUGAGAUUAAAUGCAAGCAGGGCGGAAGGUAUGUUGAUUGUUGCAAAUUGGUGCUUCGUUGAUUCAAAUGAACGGUUUGUUCUUACUCUGGAAAACUGUGCCCUAACGAAUGUGAGAGGUUUACAGGCAGAUGUAGAUGCAACGGUUACUCUUAGUAGAGACACAUUGGAAGCAUUAAUAGAUAAGGAAACUAAUUUGGAUGAUGCUGUAAAGAAAGAAAAAGUGUCAAUUGAAGGUGAUCAACUAAAAAUUGAACAAUUUUGGACCUUGUUCGAUGAUUUUGACCAAUCUUUUCCUGUGAUCGAACCCAUGAAAUAA
Molecule: messenger RNA, 1932 nt
Organism: Zygotorulaspora mrakii
Lineage: Eukaryota; Fungi; Ascomycota; Saccharomycetes; Saccharomycetales; Saccharomycetaceae
Gene: BDS1
Product: sulfuric ester hydrolase
Exons: 1
Coding region: 1-1932 (643 amino acids)
Biological process (GO): dodecyl sulfate metabolic process
Molecular function (GO): protein dimerization activity; linear primary-alkylsulfatase activity
Source: RefSeq, a predicted model, not a curated record